Messenger RNA from Nylanderia fulva, 1118 nucleotides. Lineage: Eukaryota; Metazoa; Arthropoda; Insecta; Hymenoptera; Formicidae. The record is from RefSeq and is a predicted model, not a curated record.
GUUUCACUGGCACGCAAUGCGAAAUCGACAUAGACGAAUGCGCGGCCAGGCCGUGCUUGAACGGGGGCGUCUGCAGCGACCUUAUCAACUCGUUCAAAUGCAGAUGCGCCGACGGAUUCGCCGGGUCACACUGUCAGAUCAACAUCGACGACUGCGCUUCCUCGCCAUGCAAGAACGGCGGUACCUGCCAGGACGGCAUAGCGAGAUACACAUGCGAAUGUCCGCCCGGUUUCACCGGGGCGUCCUGCGAAACCAACAUCAACGACUGCGCGUCGAAUCCCUGUCACAGCGGAACCUGCAUCGAUGGCGAGAACAGUUUCGUCUGCAAUUGCUUUCCGGGAUUCACCGGGAAGCUCUGUCAAACGCAAAUAGACGAAUGCGAGAGCAAUCCGUGUCAGUUCGGCGGCAGAUGCGAAGACCGCAUCAACGGCUAUCAGUGUAUCUGCCGACCAGGUACGUCUGGCAUCAACUGCGAGGUCAACGUCAACGAGUGCUACAGCAAUCCGUGCAGGAACGGCGCCAGAUGCAUCGAUGGUAUCAACAGAUACUCCUGCGAAUGCGAGCCCGGUUUCACCGGCCAGCACUGCGAGACUGACAUAAACGAGUGUGCGAGUAGCCCGUGCGCGAACGGGGGCCGCUGCAUCGACGUGAUAAACGGCUUCCGAUGCGAGUGCCCGCGCGGCUACUACGACGCCAGGUGUCUGAGCGACGUGGACGAGUGCGCGAGCUCGCCCUGCCUGAAUGGCGGCACUUGCGAGGACGGGGUGAACCAGUUCCUCUGUCACUGCCUGCCCGGUUACGGCGGCAAGAGAUGCGAGGCGGACAUCGAUGAAUGCGGCUCGAAUCCCUGUCAGCACGGCGGCACGUGCAACGACCACCUCAAUGGCUACAGCUGCAAGUGCCUACCUGGCUACGCCGGGACCAACUGUGAGACCAACAUCGACGACUGCGCCAACAAUCCCUGUCAGAACGGCGGAUCCUGCAUCGACCUUGUCAACGAUUACAAAUGCGUCUGUGAGCUGCCGCACACCGGCAGGAAUUGCGAGGACAAGCUGGACCCUUGCUCGCCGAACAAGUACGAUUCUCUGUUCCGAAAAUUUAUUUGCGCGAAACGUUGA